UGGAGCAGUUUCCAGCGGUGGAAAUGGCGCUUAUCGGUGUCGAAGCCUGAAGUGUGAAGGGAACAAUUCGUGUCUGUAUGGUGAAUUGUCUGGUGGGCUCCGUAUGACUUGUGGUUUGAAACGGAGUUGAUUAUGACAGAAGGGAGAAGAAAUCGGAAGAUUCGUCAAGAAACACAAAACAUUCGUCGCUCGGAUAAAGCGCUUAACAUCUUCGGACAGUGAACAAUGCAUGACUUGACAGCUCAAGUCACCAGCAGCCUUCUGCCUUUCCCAGAAGUGACGAUAAAUGCCUUGGGAGAGGAUGAGAUCACUCUCGACUCUGUGCUACAUGGGAAAUUCACUAUUGGCCGCAGUGGGCUUGCCUGGCUCGCCUGUGGACCCCAUCUGGAGGCUGUCCAUGCAGUGACAGGAGAACGACUGUCUGCAUACAGCUUCAGUGGUGGUGGGGAGCAUCCACCCACUGUUCUUGCUACCAGGGACUUCAGCUGGCUCAAAAGAUCUGGACUACUGGUUGGCUUGGAGGAAGCAGAGGGCAGCGUGCUGUGUCUGUAUGACUUGGGACUGUCAAGGGUGGUCAAAGCUGUGGUUAUACCUGGGAGGAUAACAGCCAUUGAGCCAUUGGUAAGUUAUGGUGGAGCAAGCACCUCAACUCAGCACCUCCACCAGAGUCUGCGCUGGUUCUUUGGGAUUGCUGCAGUAGUGACAGACCUUGGUCAUGUUCUGCUAGUGGAUCUCUGCCUUGAUGACCUGUCAUGCAGCCAGAGUGAACUAGAAGCUUCAGAUCUGCAAGUAGUGACCAAAUCUCCAGCAGAGAUCCCUAGGCUUAGAGAAGUCAGUAGCAGACAGGGCAGACAUCUUUGUCUUCAGCUGAAUGCGCCCACUGGAGUUGGAGCUACAGCUUUGCAGUACAUCUCCAGGACCAACCAGCUGGCAGUGGGAUUUUCUGAUGGUUACUUGCAACUAUGGAACAUGAAGGCUCUAAAGAAGGAGUACCAUUCCCAGUUAGAGGGUGGCAGGGUGCCUGUAUAUGCCUUCACUUUCCAGGAACCAGAAAAUGAUCCUCGGAACUGUUGCUACCUCUGGGCUGUCCAGUCUUCUCAGGACCUUGAUGGAGAUGUGGUCAGCCUCCGCUUGCUCCAGCUGGCCUUCAGUGAAAGGAAGUGUCUUGCCUCUGGGAAGAUCCUUUAUGAGGGCCUGGAGUACUGUGAGGAGCGAUACAGUCAGGAGUUAAGUGGUACAUCUUUUCCUCUCAGGACUCAGGCCACCAACACCCGCUUACUGAACUGCCAAACCAUUGAGAAGUUCAGGCCCCAUCCUGAUCGUGAUGAUAGUAUGAAUGAAGUUGCAUCUCCAGACACCAGCGUGUCUAUCUUCAGCUGGCAGGUUAAGGCCUACGGUCAAGGAAUGCCAGCGACCUUCAUUGGGGUUUUUGACAUCAACCGCUGGUACCAUGCUCAGAUGCCAGAUUCUUUGAGAACUGGGGAGUCUCUACAAAAUUGUCCUUAUCUGGCAGUCUGGUCCCUGGACCCAGUGAUGCAGAUGGUGUCUCCCCAUGUCCUCUUGGACGUGGUGGUGCAUGACCGCAGUCUGAGCAGGGGUCUGCCCUUCACCUGUCCCCCACCGGAACAGUACUUUAACCCCACCACAUACAACUUUGAUGCUACCUGUCUGCUCAACUCUGGAAUUGUGCACUUAACCUGCUCUGGGUAUCAGAAAGAGACUCUGAGCUUUUUGAAAAAAGCUGCUCCUUGUUCCAGUGACGUCAUCUCCACUAGCUAUUCUCGCUGCCUCAUGUCCGGUCUACUCUCAUCUCGCCUGGCGGACACCCAGGCUUCCAGCCUCUCUCAGGAGGAGCAGCUGGAUGCAAUCUUAUCCACAGCUGUGGAAACGAGCUCUUUGGGUUUGAUCACUGGCUGUAUCAAACAGUGGACUGCAGAGGAGCAACCAGGCUCUGCUCUGAACCUGCGCUACAUCCUGGAUUGGGCGUGGAACAAAGUUGUCCAAACCAAAGAGGAGCUGGAUGGCAUCUGUGCACCACUGUUUGACAGCUCGUCAAACUUCACAGACCCUCAGACGAUGCAGCUGCUACAGCACAGCCAGAGACUGCUCAGUAACCUCAGCACCAUCUUCCAUUGUCUGCUCAGUGAAGCUCAGGAACUCACUCAAAAAGGACUGGUGGGUCUGAUGAACAAGAACAUGGUGUCCAGUCUGAUUUCUAAAUAUGCUCAGGUGGUCCUCUGGUUUUGUCGCACUGGUCUACUGCCUGAGGGACCAGAUGAUGAUGCGCUUCAGAUUUCCAGGCCUUUCUACACCCACUCAGUCAUCAGCAGUUACUACACUAUACGCAGAGAAGAACUCACCAGACUGGCCAAAGGCAAGUGGUGUGCAGACUGCCUGAUGAUUGAUGGUUUGGUUGGCCAGUGUGGAGAAGGCUUAUCCAACCUGUGGAAGAGGGACGAGGGUGGAACAGGCCAAUACCCACCUCCUACUUUACAUGCCUUGCUGGACAUUUAUCUACUGGAUAAUAUUGAUGAAGCUACCAAACAUGGAAUUGUGAUUUACCUUUUGCUGGAUGUCAUGUACUCCUUCCCCAAUAAGGAGGGAGCAUCAGUGGAGUCUUUCCCCACAGCUUUUGCCAUUCCUAUUGGACUGGUCAAAUUAGUGCAAGGACUCUGGCUGCUGGACCAUCACGACCACCAGAGUUCGUUUGAGCUGCUCCUACAUCCAGCUGCGUCUCAGUGUCAGUUUGAGUGGCAGCAUGAGCGUGUCCUGCAGGCACUGAUGUGCCAGGGUCAACACUCUGUGGCACUGAGAUACUUUCAUGUUACAAAACCUCCAAUUUCCUCCACCACUCAAGCCAAACUCUGUCUCUCUGUUCUGCUACAUAAUAGAUGUCUCAUAGAGGCGUGGUCCUUGAUUCGGCAGCACUCAAGUCGCCUCAACAUGGGUGAACUUCUGGGCUUUCUUUAUGAGAACUGCCAGGAACUGGGCCUCAUCAAAGAGCUGCUCAAACUACCCCUGGGCCUACCUGAGCAGGAGUGCCUGGAGAAGUUUCUCCAGGGUACUGGGGGUCUCCAGAACAGAGAGCUGCUGAUGGUGCAUUACCUUCAGCAGGCGAACUACAUACCUGCCCUGCAGCUCAACCACAGCCUGAAAAUGAACCUGGUGAAUGAGAGAGACCCGAAGCUUAAAGAGCGGUCCAAUACUAGGAACUCUAUUUUGGAUCAGUACGGCAAAGUUUUGCCCAGGGUCCAGAGGAAACUAGCAAUGGAGCGAGCAAAGCCUUACCAGCAUCCUGGCACAAUCCACAGAGAAGUCUCUCGGCCGCAACCACUAUCAACUAUCACCAAACGCUCUGCUGGUGAGAAGGUGAUGUCAAGGGCUGGCUUCAUCAACAAUGUCCUCACCAAGAUUGAGGAGGUAUGGUUAGGAAAAGGAGCCACUCCACAGUCUUCCCCAGUCAAGAGCCCUAGAGCAACAGACAUCUGCAGCCCCAGCCCUAAGCCUUCCUCCCUGACUCUUCCUGAUCCUUUCUUGGGAACCCCUAUCACCAUGACAUCCAAGCGAAAGUCAAGGCUAAUGGAGUUGGUGGUUCACCCCUCUUGUCAGACCCCUCGGCCCAUCGUCAGCCCCCCAAGACCUCCCACUUCCUGGGUAUCUCCAAAGAGCAUCGGCAAGGCUCCAGAGCUCAGUCUGCUACAAACUCCACAAGUUGUCAAGCGGGCUCGGGCCUUGGCUGCUUCAGGUCCAGUGUUCUCAGCCUUCACCCCUCAGUCCAUCCUGCGCAGCAGCCUGAGGCCCACACCUGUCGCCACCCCAUCAGCCUCCCCUGGGCGCUCCAUCACACCACCCCUUCGCAAUAAAGAGAACAGAAUCACCUUCAUUGAAGAGGCAGAAUCUCCUGAACCAGAAAAGAGCAUCCGAUGGACCAAUGGGAUGGCAGCAGAGAGUGAGAUUAGUUUGCUGACUAGAGGAACGACGUUGUCCAAGGCAGCUCAUAAGACCUGGUCCCCACAGCCUGCUGAGGAGGAAGCAGAUGAACCAGAAGAAGAGGCACAGCCUCAUGUUAAGUUCCUUCCUCCAGAAGGUGGAAUUCCUUCUCCACAGCUGAGAUGCUCUGAGAGUGAAUCAUCCUCCAUCCAUGAAGUUACAGAAGAAACUGGACCAUCAGCAUCAUCACAUGCCCAAGUUUCCCUGAGCUUUGAAACCAGCCACACAUCUGUACGUUCAACAGACACAACUUUAGAGUAUUAUGAUGCACCUCUGUCACAAGAUCAGGAAGGGGAGGAGAGCCCUGUGGAUAAAGAUGAGGAUGAUGGGGUAGUGAUAGUGACAAUCAAAACCCCUGAAGAAAAAGAAGAACUGGAGCAAGAACCUGCAUCAGCAGCUGAACAGGCCCCUCUCCUAUCAUUGAAUGAAGGGGAUGGGGUGAAGGAGGAUGAAACGUUUGAAGAUUUAAUGGCGGCUUGUCCUGAACAGGAGGACAAAAGGGAAGUAGUAGUUGAGUCUGAAAAGGAGGAUGAAGUGGAUGUUGAAUCAAGUACAAAACAAGAAGAUAAUGUAACUCCUGAUCCAGGAGAGCUUUCCAGUCAUGGUUACAACCAGGUGAUGGAAGGCACAGAGUCAGUCACUGAGUCUGCCCCAGAUGUAGAAUUACAGGAUCAGUCAGUGAAACCUGAGGCCCAGGAUGACCUCUCAGAGGCCAUUGAAGCUCCAGAGUUCACUGAAGGCAUGAAACCAUCUGAAUCCACUGAAGCUGCAAAGGAACCAGAAGACGAUCUGGAGCAACCAACAGAUCUGACAGACUUUGUCCAGCAGCAUCUGUUUGGCAGUGAUGUGGCUUCCCCUCUAACCCGCUCAGGAAUACACAAUGCAUCAAAGACCGAAGUGUCAUUCAACAGUGAAUUACUACAGGAGGAAGAAGAGGAGCUCACAGCUGCUAAACCUGCACUGAUGCUCACCACCCAAAAAUCUAUCACCUCUGUAACAUCCUCAGAGCCAACUGGCACCGACUCUCACUCUGUUGUGAGCGUUAAUGACAGUGAAGAACUUUCUAGUCCUGCCUCAGAAGAAGAAGAAGAUGAGGAAGAGGAUUCUGAUCAAGCCGAAGAGGAGGAGGAGGAAGAGGAAGAAGAUGAGGAGGAGGAAGAGGAGGAGGAGGACUCAGGCAGUGAGGUGGAGAUAAUUGAGGAAGUCCAGGGUAACGGAAGGCUGUCACCCCUCCAGCCUGGUUCAGUCUUUGUGCAACAGGGACAAGCCCACUUUUUGCCACCUUUGUCAGAGCAGGAGGCUGAAGUGUUCUCUGCAGAGAUGAAGUUAGUAGAAGAUGAAAUGGAAGGUGAGGUGGUGAUGGUGAGACUUGGGGCUGACGAAGAAGAGAUUAAUCCAGAUGAGGACGACGAACAAGGAUCAUCCUACAUGGAGCUCAAACCUUCAACCACUCUGUUGGUACCUCUGGAGCUUGUGGAGGAACAGGAUGGCCUGGUCCAUAGUUCUCAGCUGGGUCUUAAUGAGCUUCACCAUACCUGUGUGCCAAAUGACCUAAGGCCUGAAACCCACAGCACCUUCUCUCUGAUGCUGGAUGUGGAUGAAGAUGGAGAAAAAGAGGCAGAUGUGCUGGACAAUGACCCGCUGUCCUCCAACCCUUACCAGUCAGAGGUCACUGAUGAACCAGCAGCCACACCAGAGGUCAUCCUUUUGACCAAAAAUGACGGAGUUACUCCCCCCUCAGGAGAAGGCGCUCAGGAGGAGCUUAGGGUAGAGAUGGAAGAACUGAGCAGAACCGAAGUAGAUAAACCAGCAGAGUUGGAACCUGUAGAAUGUCAAACUGACCUUCAAGAGGAGCCUGGGGUAGAGAUGGAGGAAUCGAGCAGAACUGAAGUAGAUAAACCAGCAGACUUAGAACCUGUAGAACCUCAAGCUGACCUUCAAGCUGAGCCUGGGGUAGAGAUGGAGGAACUGAGCAGAACUGAAGUGGAUAAACCAGCAGACUUAGAACCUGUAGAACCUCAAGCUGACCUUCAAGAGGUGCCUGGGGCAGACCUAGAGGAACUGAGCAGAACUGAAGUGGAUAAACCAACAGAGUUACAACUUGUAGAACCUCAAGCUGACCUUCAGGAGGAGCCUGGGGUAGAAAUGAAGGAACUGAGCAGAACUGAAGUGGAUAAACCACCAGACUUCGAACCUGUAGAAGUUCAAGGUGACCUUCAGGAGGAGCCUGGGGUAGAGAUGGAGGAACUGAGCAGAACUCAAGUAGAUAAACCAGCAGAGUUAGAACCUCAAGCUGAUCUUCAGGAGGAGCUUGGGGUAGAAAUGGAGGAACUGAGCAAAACCGAAGUAGCUAAACCAGCAGAGUUAGAACCCGUAGAACAUCAAGUUGACCUACAAAAUGAAAACACUGAAGAAAAAUACAUGAUAGAAGAUGUAGAACAAAAGAAGGAAGUGGAAUUGGUAAUGUUGGCUGAGGAUAAUGAACCUCCAACUGUUUCUUUCUCUGAGCCAACACCAGCAGAACCCCCAGUUAUUAAGGAUGGCAAUGAUAUUGGAGACUCGGCAGUAAUGACAGAUGCUCUUGUUCAAGAGGAAAUGAAAGAGGAGGAUGAUAAAGCAACAUCUGCUGAGGAUCAGAAGGAGCUUGAGGGAAAUGUGCCUUUUGAAAAGGAUGUACCAGAACCCCAAAGUGGAGAAACAGUGGCAGCUGUAGAGGAGGAGCAGGAAUAUACAGCUUUAACAAAUGCAGAAAAUGACAACCAAGAAGAAAUUCAGGAAAGGAAGGAAACCAAAAGGGCAGUGGGAAGACCUAAAAAAGUUAAAAAGAGUGAUGAGGAGGAACCUGUGCAGCAGGCUGUGGACUCUGAUACCCAGCCAGAGGAAAACCCUGUGUUGGACACGUCAAGGUCUCAGAGAAAAAAGAAAGCUCCCUCUACCCCAACAAGGAGGACCACAAGAACGAGGAGGACAGUUACCUUCAUCUCCCCUUGUCUGAGGAGUCGGUCAGAAGAAGAGGAAGGGAAGGUACAGGAAGUAGAGACUAGCUCUGCAGUCCCUAUGUCCCCCAGUCGCACACCUCGAAAAGGGAGACAGGUCAAAGAAACCACCGUCGGCACACUUCGAAGAAGUACUCGCAAGGUUCGGCCUGAGCCUCCUAAGCAGGAGGAGGCAGAUGAUGCAGAGGAGGCCAUAGAUAAUGAUACCACAGUUGCAAGUCCCUCCAGGGUCUCUUCUCCUGGCAGACGACAAGCUUCACAGAGGGCGACCUCGACAAGAACCAGUCAGCGGAACCGAAGCAUCAGUGAGGAGGUUACAACAGACACAGAUGUGGAAAUUAAGGAAGACAAGGGAGAAACUGAUGAGGUGAAGCAUCCAAAGUUUUCUGGACGACGCAGUGCCAAGACUCCCACCCCAGCCAAAGGCAGGACUACUCAGCCCAGUACCCCAAGGAGGUCUAGCCGCAGGAUACUGAGUAGCAGUGAGGAGACACCAACACCGUUAGAAGUCCUGAAAGAGGAAGAGGAGAGCGCCCCUCCUGUCAAACACAGCUCCAGAAAGAGGAAGACACAAGUGGCACAGCCUGUCCUGAUAGAGGAAGAGGAGGACAGAAAACCACAGUCUCCCAGCCCUGGAAGAGGGACUCGUCAGUCCAACCGGACUGCCCUAAAUAUUUAUCCACAAGUGAAACUGGUUCCUCUGUCAUAUCCUCAGAGUGUAAAAAAGAUACAAGGAGAGACCAUUAUUGAAACCAUUAAUGCAACCGGGGAUCGACCUAAACGGGACCUGAAUACUUCAGCCAGUCAAACCACCACUCGUCGGCCAACUAGAAGCAAACUCUGGGACCACCCUGAGGAAGACCUGCUUUUACUAGACUCUCCAUUGGAGGUGGAUUCUGAAAUCCCUGUUGCAGAUGCCCUCAUCAAGAGGCUCCAGGAUGAGGAGGAGAAGCAGGAAGCCUCCAGAGAAGUGUUGCCUUAUCCAAUUGACGAGUCUACAGCUCCUGUCACUUCGAAGCAGAAGAGGUGCCAAAGCCGCCACCAUUUCACCUCAGGUAAUAAUGAAAUUGCCUCAGAGGAAGAUAAUGUGGAAGUGGAUAAAGUAGCAGCAGCUGUUUCUAAAACCAGAAGAACUGGCAAGGCGAAACGGCCAGUAAGAGCCUCUGUAUCCAAGGCGGUUCUAGAGCCAGCUCCAGUGGUGGAGGUGGACCUGCUGUCCCCUGCCAGCCCAGCAGAACCAGUCCCACGAGCUCAGAAGAGGACGAAGGAGUGCGAACGUCCCGCCCUCAUGAUGAACCUCCGUCGCAAACGCCAUAAUGGACACACUUUUACGAAACCUCUCACACGGAGGAAAGAAACUCUGAGGUCAGCGGUGAAAACCAUCACCCACCUGGUCCAACAGUCCUGAGACUCUGAACUGACCAAGCCAGGUGAUGUCAAAAUAACGCAUAUGGUCAUAACGGUUCUUUGUCUCCAGAUGCCUCACCACACUGCAGUGGUCUUUGUUUAUUAACUCUCCUCUAGGACAAUACAAUAAAUCCAACGUCAGCAUGAAAAAUAUUUUUGGGACAAAACACACUGGUACAUAGCAGUGUGAGAGAGGACUUUAUUUUUGGAGUUUACAUGUCCCUCUCCUAUAAACUUGAUUAUCUGUGGCCAUGUUGUGUGGGACAAUGGACGGCCAUGCUGUAAUCAGCUUUUCUGGCACUAAAUGGCACAAGGUGAUGGCGAUCAAUAACAAUUUUUUAGAAGCUCCCAUAAACAAAACCAGAGACUGGAUUAAAAUUGCUUGUGAUAAAGAGGUUCUAUUUACAUUCUCUUAAAUUUUAUUUUUUUGUUAUUUACUUUUACUACGUAUUGAGGCCUGCUGUUUUUUCUAUUUUAGAAGAAAAGCAACCAACUCGGUGGAAAUGACCCGUUUCUACAGAUGAUAUUGUAUAUAGUCUUUUGUUAUGUUCCAAAUAAAGGUAAUAAAUAAAUCUUAAAGAAUUAUGUUCAUUUUGAAGUUUAAAGUGUUGAAAAUGCAUUUGAUCAUCUAAUCUGACAGCCUAUGCCGUAGUCUUAAACCUGAUUGGUUUGUUUUGGGGGGGGUUCAAUGAUAAUGCACAGAUUUGUACACUCUUAAACAGAUUUGGACUGUUUGUACGUACAUGGGGUUGUAUAUUGUGACAGAAAGUGACUUGCACAGUGGUUUGAGUUGUUGAAUUUGGGACUUGUUGAUAGGCUUGUUUAAUUUUAUGGCGACCACCAUCACAAACAUAGGCUAUUUUCUGACGAAUGUAUGUAGAAUGUCUUAUUUUUGAUGACCGCUCUUUGAUAAAUAUGGUAAAGCUUGAAUACUUCUCUA
This is a messenger RNA of Sphaeramia orbicularis (orbiculate cardinalfish), 9333 nucleotides long. It is a transcript of the gene ahctf1, whose product is annotated as AT hook containing transcription factor 1. The record is from RefSeq and is a predicted model, not a curated record. Lineage: Eukaryota; Metazoa; Chordata; Actinopteri; Kurtiformes; Apogonidae.